AGGAAGUUACAGCAACAAACGAGGCUCGUCUUUCUCUUCCUCUUCUAUGGUUUUUUGACUGCAUGGUAUUUUGUAGUUUGUAUUUUUCUUGUUGUCGCUGUCAGAGAGGUUUCGUGAUGUUUACCGGCGGUCUGCUGCUGCUGUGUUUGCUGGCCGUGUUUCCGCUCGGCUCGUGGGCUCAGUAUGAUCCUGAUGAGGUUACACACCUCCCAGGUAUGUCGUUCAAACCCAACUACCGUCAGUGGUCGGGGUACCUGCAGGCGCGGCCGGGCAAGUUUCUGCAUUAUUGGUUUGUGACCUCUCAACGGGACCCAGUCAAAGACCCGCUGGUGCUCUGGCUGAAUGGAGGCCCAGGCUGCAGCUCACUGGAUGGAUUCCUGUCAGAAAAUGGACCCUUUCAUGUAAAUGAUGAUGGGGCCACGCUGUAUGAGAACAACCUCAGCUGGAAUAAGAUUGCCAAUGUGCUGUAUCUAGAAUCUCCUGCAGGAGUUGGUUAUUCCUACUCCGAUGAUAAAAAAUAUGCCACAGAUGACGACCAGGUUGCUGAGGAUAAUUACAAAGCCCUGCAGAGUUUCUUUGCCAAGUUCCCAAACUUCACUCAAAAUGAAUUCUUCAUCUUUGGGGAAAGUUAUGGGGGAAUUUACGCACCAACCCUCAGCCUGCGUGUGGCUACAGGAAGUGCAAAAGUCAACUUCAAGGGCUUUUCAGUGGGAAACGGUCUCAGCAGUUUUGCUCUCAAUGACCAAAGUUUGAUCUACUUUGGUUACUAUCACGGCCUCUUUGGAGAAGACUUAUGGCGUGAUCUGAACAAAAACUGCUGUGAGAAGGGAACCUGUAAUUUCUACGACUCCAGUUCAGAGGCCUGCAAGACACAGGUGGGUGUGGCCUUCAGUAUUGUGUAUGAGAGCGGACUUAACGAGUACGCACUUUACUUGGAUUGCGAGGGUCGCAGUAGAUCCCACAAAAGCUACGAGAGGACAAUGAGUCACCUGUUUAGGAACUACACGAAACGCCUACAGACCCACCAGUUGUUAGGUCGAGUGCCUUCCUCCGUGUCUGUGGGUGCAGUCCCUCCCUGCAUCAACAGUACAGCUCAGGCAAACUGGCUGAACAGAGGUGACGUGAGGAAAGCGUUACACAUUCCAGACACGCUGCCAGCAUGGGACAUCUGCAGUGAUGAAGUUGGAGGGCAAUACAAGAUCCUCUACCAAACAGUGAAGGACGUGUAUCUGAAGCUGCUCUCUCUGGGCCUCCGAGCGCUAGUCUACAACGGAGACACAGACAUGGCCUGCAACUUCCUGGGAGACCAGUGGUUUGUGGAGGACCUUGGCCUGAAGCCAUCCACCAAGUACCAGUCCUGGAUUCAUGAGGAUCAGAUUGCUGGUUUCUACCAACAGUUUGGAAACAUCACUUUUCUGACAGUCAAGGGUGCGGGACACAUGGUUCCACAGUGGGCUCCUGGUCCAGCUUUCCACAUGUUCCAGUCUUUCAUAACAAAUGGAUCCUACUGAACCACAAUGGAAACUGCUUUCUGUGUUGCUGUGUUGUAUCUGCACUUAUCACUU
Molecule: messenger RNA, 1565 nt
Organism: Scomber japonicus (chub mackerel)
Lineage: Eukaryota; Metazoa; Chordata; Actinopteri; Scombriformes; Scombridae
Product: cathepsin A-like
Exons: 11
Coding region: 63-1511 (482 amino acids)
Biological process (GO): proteolysis
Molecular function (GO): serine-type carboxypeptidase activity
Source: RefSeq, a predicted model, not a curated record